AUGCGGUUCACAGUCAUCAUCACGUCCUUCCUCUCUUUCGCCGGUCUGGUCUUUGCAUCGCCACUUACGAAACGUCAGUCCGCAGUGACCCAAGUCUACAAAUUCACCGGUUCGCCGCUCAAAGCCGAAGGCAUUGCCGUCCGGUCUAAUGGCCAAAUCCUUGUUUCUUUCUUUGAUAAGGGCGAAGCUUGGCUAAUUGAUCCACCGACGAAGAAAGCCACCAAAGUGGCGACCUUCACUGAUACGUCUUGUUCCGCAGCAAUUGCUGAAGUUGCACCCGAUGUAUUUGCUGUUGUAGCAGGGAAAUACAGCAACAGCAACACACCAGGAAGCUGGGGAGUAUGGAAGGUCGAUUUCAGUGUGGGUGGGGCGACGCCAACGACUACGCUGGUGAAGAAGGUUCCGGAGAGUGGCAUGUGGAAUGGUCUAUCGGCUUUCAACAAUGAUACAGUGUUGGUGGGAGAUGCGAGUAAGGGUGCGGUUUUCAAAGUGAACGUCAACACCGGGGGAGUACAGCAUUGCCAUUCAGGACAGUACUAUGGCGCCUAA
Molecule: messenger RNA, 549 nt
Organism: Didymosphaeria variabile
Lineage: Eukaryota; Fungi; Ascomycota; Dothideomycetes; Pleosporales; Didymosphaeriaceae
Exons: 1
Coding region: 1-549 (182 amino acids)
Source: RefSeq, a predicted model, not a curated record